AUGCAUCGCCUUAUUGUAAAGCCUAAAUAUGUCUCUUCACCACGUGGAUCCUUCUUGUUGCUUGAUGGCGUGUUUGGAACUGUGUUCAAGAGGAUUGGACGUAGAAUGAACAUGUUAUCAACUCAAGUUUGCGUUAGUGUUUGUUGGCCAUAUUUUGAUCCGGAGUAUGAGAACUUCAGCAACAGAAUCAACCCUCCAAGGGUCUCUGUGGACAAUGAUAGUUGCCAUGAUUGUACACUUAUCAAGUUUGAUAGCAUUAACAAACCUGGAAUUCUGCUAGAAGUGGUCCAAAUCCUGACAGACCUUGACUUCACAAUUACCAAAGCUUACAUAUCUUCUGAUGGUGGAUGGUUUAUGGAUGUAUUUCAUGUCACCGAUCAGCAAGGAAAGAAGAUAACAGACAGCAAAACAAUAGACUUCAUUGAAAAGUCUCUAGGACCAAAGGGCCAGAGUACAGAAGGAGUGAAGAGUUGGCAAUGCAAAAGGGUUGGAUUUCACUUAGUUGGUGAUCAUACAGCCAUUGAGCUCAUUGGAAGGGACCGCCCCGGUCUCUUGUCUGAGAUAUCAGCAGUCCUUGCCAGCCUCCAAUUCAAUGUGAUUGCUGCUGAAGUUUGGACUCAUAACAGGAGAAUAGCUUGUGUCCUUUAUGUCAAUGAUGCUACAAACCAAACCAUGGAUGAAUCAAAAAGAUUGUCUAUCAUGGAAGAGCAGCUCAACCACAUCCUACGCGGGUGUGAGGAUGAUGAGAAAGUGGCUAGGACCAGUUUCUCAAUGGGUUUCACCCACAUGGAUCGGAGGCUCCACCAAAUGCUAUUUGCUGAUAGGGACUACGAAAGUUCUGGAGUAACAACAACAGAUGUUGAUUCUACUCCUUCUUUUAGGCCAAAAAUCAGAAUAGAACGUAUUGUGGAAAAAGGGUACUCAGUGGUUAGUGUAAAAUGCAAAGAUCGGGCAAAAUUGAUGUUUGACAUUGUUUGCACUCUCACCGACAUGCAGUAUGUGGUUUUCCAUGCUACAAUUUCAUCGGAAGGGCAAUAUGCAUCCCAGGAGUACUUUAUCCGGCACAUGGACGGAUGCACGCUUGAUACUGAGGGAGAGACAGAAAGGGUCACCAAAUGCAUUGAAGCUGCUAUUCAAAGAAGAGUUAGCGAGGGUGUGAGCCUUGAACUGUGUGCAAAGGACAGAGUGGGGUUGCUGUCUGAAGUGACAAGGAUUUUACGAGAGAACGGCAUAACAGUUAGUAGGGCAGGUGUGUCAACCAUAGGGGAGAAAGGGUUAAAUGUGUUCUACGUGAGAGAUGCAUCUGGGAACCCAGUGGACAUGAAGAUCAUCGAAGCAUUACGCAAGGAAAUUGGACAGACAGUGAUGGUCAAUGUGAAGAGGGAACCAGGCAGUGCCAAAGCACCAGCUGAAACCCGAGGAUGGGCUAAAACAGGCUUCUUCUUUGGGAACUUGUUGGAAAGGUUCUUGACUUGA
Messenger RNA from Sphenostylis stenocarpa, 1476 nucleotides. Lineage: Eukaryota; Viridiplantae; Streptophyta; Magnoliopsida; Fabales; Fabaceae. The record is from the annotation of a GenBank genome assembly.